Messenger RNA from Aricia agestis (brown argus), 934 nucleotides. Its product is annotated as carbonyl reductase [NADPH] 1-like. The record is from RefSeq and is a predicted model, not a curated record. Bases 60 to 917 code for a protein of 285 amino acids. The transcript has a single exon. Lineage: Eukaryota; Metazoa; Arthropoda; Insecta; Lepidoptera; Lycaenidae. Gene Ontology annotation, molecular function: oxidoreductase activity.
CAACAAGCAACGGUGACUAAUACAUUAUUAUUCUGCCGUCAGUGAGUCAACUGGGAAACAUGACGGAAAAAGUAGCGGUGGUCACGGGCGCCAACAAGGGACUCGGCUUUGCCAUCGUGAAAGGACUCUGCCGGAGAUUCAACGGCAUCGUCUACUUGACGUCCAGAGACGAAACCAGAGGUCUUCAUGCCAUCAAGAAACUGAACGGCAUGGGCAUCAAACCCAACUUCCACGUCCUCGAUGUGACUGACAAACAAAGCGUGACGGAUUUCGCGAGAUUCCUCAAGGAGAGACACGGUGGAUUCGACGUGCUCGUCAACAACGCAGCUAUCCUCGAGUGGGAUCAAGUCUACCCCUCGUUCGAAGCGGCCAAACGAAACAUCGACACCAACUACCGCAGUCUGCUGACGAUCGAGGAAGUCCUGUAUCCCCUGUUGAGAGACGGCGCCAGGGUCGUCAACGUGUCGAGCGCGUGCGGCCACCUUUCCAAUCUACGAAACAGAAGGUGGCUAAACAUCCUAACGUCCAAGGACCUGACCACCGAGGACAUCAAUAAUUUCGUCGACGAAUACUUGGAGAACGUUAAAAAUGGCACCGUCGAUAAUAACGAUUUCGCAGACGGCGGAAAACAUUCGGAGCACAGAGUAUCAAAAAUCGCUUUGACCGCACUCACGAUGGUGCAGCAGAAGAAGUAUGAGAAAAGGAAUAUUUCCAUAAACGCUGUAUAUCCCGGCCAUAUAAAGACCGACAUGGCCCAAGGGGGCGGACAGUUGGACCCAGACGAAGCGGCCGACACUGUCCUCUACCUGAUUUUAGACGCGUCACCGAAGAUAAGAGGAACUUUCAUGUGGGAUAAUAGGAAGCUGGUCGACUGGUACGAUGUUGAAGGAGAUUAUUAUUAUAGACAUCAGUGCUAAAAUAUAUUUUAAUGUAA